This is a messenger RNA of Wallemia mellicola CBS 633.66, 1138 nucleotides long. RefSeq names its product HIT-like protein. The record is from RefSeq and is a predicted model, not a curated record. The coding region runs from base 16 to 444 and encodes 142 amino acids. The transcript is spliced from 2 exons. Gene Ontology annotation, molecular function: catalytic activity. Lineage: Eukaryota; Fungi; Basidiomycota; Wallemiomycetes; Wallemiales; Wallemiaceae. Gene Ontology annotation, biological process: nucleotide metabolic process.
UAUUAGUCUGCUGUCAUGACAACCCCUACUAAGCACCUCGCAAGCUGCAUUUUCUGCAAGAUUAUCGCAGGUGAAAUUCCAUCAUUUACUUUGUUAUCAAAUGAUAAAGUACAUGCAUUUAUGGAUAUUGGCCCAAUCGCUAAAAAUCACGCACUCGUCAUUCCAAAAUACCAUGCACCUAGAUUUGGUGACGUUCCAGAUGAGUAUGCAUCUGAGAUACUUUUAGCUGCUAAGAAAGUAGCAAAAGCAAUUGGUUGUGAGGAAUACAACAUUUUACAGAACAACGGUAAGAAUGCACACCAAGUCGUUGAUCACGUCCACUUCCACAUCAUUCCAAAGGAAGGUGCAACAGAUGAUUCCGGACUUGUUAUUGGUUGGCCAGCUCAAGGAUUAUCUAUGGACCAAAUUAAGGAGGAAUUCGAGAAAGUAAAAGCUCGCAUUUAAAAUUGAAAAGAAAAUAAACUGAAAAAUUCAUGAAAUUGUAACGUAUAACGUCAUUAAUGUGAUUAUACUCCUGUUGAAAUCAUUGCUAUCUUGAUGGGGUCAGCUGCUAAUCCUAAUACACAUGCGAGAAGGUAUGCGACAGUUAGUACUAAAAUUGCAGUAAUUGGGUUAAAGUUUUCAAUCAAACCUUGAACCUCUUUACUAGCUUUAAGUGAAGCAAUUAUAGCUUCAUUCUCACGUUGUUGUUCACGUAAUGUUUCCAUUUGAAUGCGUAACAAAGAUGAAUCAUUUUGAGCACUUUCAAGGUGAUUACGUGCGAUAGCUAACUGACCAUCACUCUCGUUUAGUUUUCCAUCAAGAUGAUAUAUUGUAUCGAGGUAUUCUGCAUUCUUUCCUUUCGUUUCGUUGAGUUCAUCGUUGAGAGGUUGGAUGCUAGCGUGAUGUGCAGCUAAUCUAUCUUCGGCUUCAUGUAUAUGUAAACGCAAGACUUGAAUAUCCUGAAUCAUUUAUUUAGUUCUGUCUUACUUUGGGCAUAAAUUUACUCACAUCUUCUGAAGUCUUCUUGAGCAAAUCGUAAUCGCUAAUCAAUCUGUGAUACUUCUGAGAGAGAACUUUGUAGUCUUCUUCAGAUUUCUACAAUUCCAGUUGUAAGUUUUGUAUAUAUAAAACAUUAUUGUCUCACCUUUCUAAGACU